GCUCUCAUAGCAACCGGUCCGUUAAACAUCAGGUAAAAACAACCAUCAGAUUCACAGCUGUCAGACCCCAGUCCUCCUCCUCCUCCUCCUCCUCCUCCUCGUCCUCCUGAUGGAUGAGACAGUGAAGCCUCUGAGAGUUCCUCCUCAGAUCUCCGUCUAUGCCGACAAACACAACAUCUUCCACCUGGUGCAGAGCAUGCUGACCCGCCUGCUGAUCGAUCAGCCUGAAGAUCCGAUCAGUUACCUGAUCAGUGUCCUGCAGAGGAGCAGCGUGGACGUCCCCAGGGUGCUGCUGCUCGGUCCUCCGUCUGUGGGGAAACACACCAUGGCCAGACGGCUGAGUGCUGAGCUGAGAGCUGUCCAUGUGACCAGAGACACUUUACUGCAGGACCAAUCAGAGCUGAGUGUACAGGCACGCCAACACACACUCACAGAGCAGGAGCUUCCUGCCGAGCUGCUGGUCACACUGGUUCAACGGAGACUGAGUGAGAUCGACUGCUUCAACAGGGGCUGGGUGUUGGAGGGAAUCCCUCAGACUCGUCUGCAGGCUCUGAGUCUGCAGCAGGCCGGAGUCCUCCCUGAACAUGUUGUACUGUUGGCAGCUCCUGAUGACGUGUUGUUGGAGAGGAGUCGGGGGAAACUUGUCGACCCUCUGACAGGAGAUGUUUACCAUCAGACCUUCAUCUGGCCGGACGACGACACGGUCGCUCAGCGUCUGGAGGAGGGACACCGUCCAUCAGAGACGCAGCUAUUGGCUGAGCUGCAGCGUUACCGCUGUGAGGUCACAGGUCUGAGCUCCGCCUAUCAGCACGUCCUGAAGAUCAUCAACGCCGACCAACCACACGCUGACGUCUACCAACAAGUGCUGGCUUUCGUUCGGACUCGUCGUCGUUCCAGAACUCCCAGAAUCCUCCUGCUGGGUCCGCCGGGGUCGGGGAAGAGUCAUCAGGCCAAACUGCUGUCAGCGAAAUACAAGAUGGUGGAUGUGUGCUGUGGUCAGCUGUUGAGGUCUGUAGCAGCUGCUGGUUCAACUCUGGGAGAAGAGAUCCAACCAUACCUGGAUGAUGGGAGACCAGUCCCAGACUCCCUGGUGCUUCAGGUUCUGGAGGAACGUCUGAGCCGACUGGACUGCAGCUGCAGAGGAUGGAUCCUUCAUGGCUUCCCCCAAGACCUGCAGCAGGCCCGGAUCCUGCAGGAGUCCCAGCACCAGCCCAACAGAGUUUUCUUCCUGGAGUUAACAGAUGACGUCUGUCUCGAGAGACUCACUCUGAGAGCUACAGAUCCAGUCAGUGGACAGAGGUUCCACGCUGUGAGUCGCCCGGCUCCGACCUCUGAGGUCCAGAACAGACUGAAGAUCAGACCUGAGGACAGCACACACACUGUGACACACACACUGAGUCAGUACAGGACACACACCGCUGCCCUGCAGUUUGUGUAUCCAGGUGCAGGUCAUAUUGAUGCUGAUCAGGAUCCUCACUCUGUGUUUGAGGCUCUGGAGAGCAGACUGACAACUGACUGACAGGAGGACUCACCUGUACACACACCUGAACACACCUGGCAACAGGUUGGAUAGACAGGAAGUGAAGUCACUACUGCACCUCUCUGAACUGUUCACACUCUUUUCUAAAUGUUCUAAGUUUGUUUUAACAUCAAUAAAAUCU
Molecule: messenger RNA, 1661 nt
Organism: Epinephelus fuscoguttatus (brown-marbled grouper)
Lineage: Eukaryota; Metazoa; Chordata; Actinopteri; Perciformes; Serranidae
Gene: ak8
Product: adenylate kinase 8
Exons: 15
Coding region: 110-1519 (469 amino acids)
Biological process (GO): nucleoside triphosphate biosynthetic process
Cellular component (GO): cytoplasm
Molecular function (GO): nucleoside diphosphate kinase activity; AMP kinase activity; ATP binding
Source: RefSeq, a predicted model, not a curated record